Salmo salar (Atlantic salmon) is the source of this 4163-nucleotide messenger RNA. Its product is annotated as endoplasmic reticulum mannosyl-oligosaccharide 1,2-alpha-mannosidase. Gene Ontology annotation, cellular component: endoplasmic reticulum; membrane. Gene Ontology annotation, molecular function: calcium ion binding; mannosyl-oligosaccharide 1,2-alpha-mannosidase activity. The record is from RefSeq and is a predicted model, not a curated record. Gene Ontology annotation, biological process: carbohydrate metabolic process; mannose trimming involved in glycoprotein ERAD pathway. Lineage: Eukaryota; Metazoa; Chordata; Actinopteri; Salmoniformes; Salmonidae.
UAAUUGUUUGGGGUUCAACUGAAAUAUAUGAAUAAAUUAAAGUAUUGUACUAAUUUAUUCAUAAUUCAUUGGUAGUGCCCCUCCACAAAAAGCACCCAAACAAGUGGAAAAUAUAAGCCAUUUUAUUUUAAUUAAAACGUAAAGCAAUUAAAAAGCGAUGUGAUUUGACUACAUUAGAUUAAUGAAAAUGAACUACCGAUGAAGCUAUGAUGUUUCAUGGAAAUAAUCGGGCGAAGUGUUGACAUGAGAGAAAGGCGUUGUGAUUUGACUACAUUAGAUUAAUGAAAAUGAACUACAGAUGAAGCGAUGAUGUUUCAUGGAAAUAAUCGGGCGAAGUGUUGACAUGAGAGAUCGUCCUCAGACAUUGUUGCUUCUGCUCUGUUCGCUCAGAUGUCUUUUUCCUGACACUGAGCAUAGACAUUUCUGCUGCUGUUGAGUAGAGGAUCAUUCUCUUCAAGCCCACUUUCCCCACUGUGCCUAUGACUUCACCGAGGGGUGGGCUGGAGACAUGCACCCACCAUCAAGGAAGGACUUUGUGUCUUUAACCCUCACUGGACAAGGAAGUGGCAACUAUAAUAACAGUAAGCAGUGGAGAAGACAGUCCUGCUGGAGGAAAUGGAAACGGUUAUCCAGAUUGCAGCGCAACCUAAUCCUCUUCACCGUGGCUCUCAUGUUACUUUGUGGGAUUGCUACUUACCCCAGUGUCACAGAACAUUUCCGAGGCCUUACUGUUGUCGCGAAGGAGGAAGGGGACCAUGCUCUGAAACCUGUCGUCCAUGAGGUCCAACCUGCGUUGGACAAGCUGAACCGACCGUUAGUACCAGAGUCACCUUCAGAGAAGCAGAAGAGGGCAGCCCACAAGCGGGGGCCACCCGGCCUGCAGAACCGACUGCAAAAGAAAGGGAACGUGUCAGAUACCCAGGUGGAGAAAGAGGAGGGAGAGAAGCCACUUGUUAACUGGCAUGUGGCCAUGAUUGACCAAGCCACUGAAAGAGGAACUGCCAAGGAAGCAGCGAACAAGGUGGAUGUCCCAGAGGUUGAGCAAGAGGGCCAUUCACACAAGGAGCCAGAAGUCGAUAGGCUUGAGGCAGUACGUGAUGCUUUCAGACAUGCGUGGAAGGGCUACAAAGAGUUUGCCUGGGGGAAAGAUGAGCUGAGGCCUAUGUCUAAGUCCUAUGGAGAGUGGUUUGGCCUAGGCUUGACCCUAAUUGAUGCACUGGACACAAUGUGGAUCCUCAACCUCAAAAAAGAGUUUGAGGAGGCUAAGACCUGGGUGUCCACAGAGCUGUCCUUUAAUAAAAACGUGGACGUGAACCUGUUUGAGAGCACCAUCCGUAUCCUGGGCGGCUUGCUGAGCACUUACCAUCUGACUGGAGACACUCUGUUCCUGGACAAGGCUAAAGAUUUAGGAACGAGGUUAAUGCCUGCCUUCAACACCCCGUCCAAGAUCCCCUACUCAGAUGUGAACAUUGGGAAGGGUACGGCCCACCCCCCUCGAUGGACGUCGGACAGCACUGUUGCGGAGGUCACCAGCAUCCAGCUGGAAUUUAGGGAGCUGAGUCGCCUCACUCAGGACACACGCUACCAGGCUGCAGUGGAUGAGGUCAUGCAGAAAGUCCACAAGCUGGAGGGGAAGCAGGAUGGCCUCGUCCCCAUGUUCAUCAACACCAACAGCGGCCAGUUCACCCAUUUGGGGAUGUUCACGCUGGGUGCACGGGCAGACAGCUACUACGAAUACCUCCUCAAACAGUGGAUCCAGGGAGGCAAGAAGGAGACGGCGUUGCUGGAGGAUUACCUGCAGGCCCUGGAGGGAGUGAAGAAGAACCUGCUGAAGAAGUCCUCUCCGAACAGGCUGACCUUCGUAGGGGAGCUUGCCCAUGGCAGGUUUAGCCCCAAAAUGGACCACCUGGUGUGUUUCCUCCCUGGGACCCUGGCUCUAGGGGCCCACCACGGCCUGCCAGCGGACCACAUGGAGCUGGCCAAGCAGCUGAUGGAGACCUGCUACCAGAUGUAUGCCCAGAUGGAGACUGGCCUGAGCCCUGAGAUUGUCCACUUUAACAUGCACGAGGGCAGCAUUGGCGAUGUAGACGUGAAGCUUGCAGACAGACACAACCUCCUGCGCCCUGAGACGGUGGAGAGCUUGUUCUAUCUGUACAGGUUCACUAAGGACAGGAAGUACAGGGACUGGGGCUGGGAGAUCCUCCAGAACUUCAACAAGUAUACCAAGGUUUCUACUGGUGGCUACACGUCCAUCAACAACGUCCGGGACCCAGAGUAUCCCAGCCCCCGGGACAAGAUGGAGAGUUUCUUCCUGGGGGAGACUCUCAAAUACUUCUACCUGCUGUUCUCAGAUGAUCCGGAGCUGCUCAGUCUGGACAAGUAUGUGUUCAACACAGAGGCUCACCCCCUGCCCAUCUGGCCCACCGCACAGUGAGAGAUACACAGGGCAAGUCAACAUGAAGCACACAUACAGUAAUACAUCACAGCUCAGGGCUUGGCUAACACCAAUAUAUCUUGUUAUUCCUUAUUGUAUAUCUCAGUGACUCAAAUUUGGGUUGGUUUACCCUCUCCUAAAUUGAAAACUCUGGAAAAAUUGCUAUUUUUAAAAGCCGGAAUUCAUUGUUUGUUUAAAGGCGGGGGGUAGCAGCAGUGUUGGGGUGAGAUUGAAGCAUAGUAGCUUUGAUAUAUAUUUUAUCUUUGUCUGUUCUCGCCACGUUGCUGCUGAGGGGGCCUGUCUAUCCUCAGAUCAUGACAGUUGUUUACUCUGAAGGAAGAGUGGAAAACAUGAGGCAGCCAAGCUAUGUCCUUGGCCUCAUCAUGGUUAUUUUGUACACCAACACUAGAGAAAGAUAUGAGCGUGACUGGACUCCAAGCUGUGCCUAAAUUGGAGGCAGCAGCAGCCUGAGAGAAAGUGCUAGUUUGACAGAAUACAGCACUGAGUGACAAGUGACACCCCCUAUCAUGGACUUCCCACAUGAAUAAAUGCUAUAGUAUACUAUGGUAUAGAUCACUGUAGUGUAUACUGUAGUAUUUACAGUUAACUAUAUUAUAAAUACUGCAGUAAAGGAAAACAGUAGUAUACUGUAGUAUUUAUUAUAGUGUUUUUGUUUUAUUAUCUUUGACACUGGAGAAUCACUAAUGAAGCACAUUUUCCAUAACCUGUAGGUAGGAAGGUAGGACUGGGGUCUGAAUGGAGAGUUCAGAGCUUCUGCUCUUUUUAAAUAAACUGUAGGGAACACAAUCUAUGAUCUAUACUUAUACUUGGCAUGUAGGUUUCUUAGUUAUGGGUGGUGCAAAUUGGGAUAUGGGGGAGGGGAAUGGGCAGGGUAUAUGCUAAUUAAAUACUGUAGUAUUUACUAUAGUUAUAAAACUGUAGUGUUUUUGUGGACAUUACUGUAGUAUUUACUAGAACAUUCUAUAGUAAGUACUACACAUAAUUGAGGGAUACUACAGUGUAUAGUAUACUACAGUUUACUAAGGAAUUCUAUAGUACGUACUGUAGUAUUCAUAAAAAAAUAAAAUAAAAAAGAUGUAUGUGGGUUUACAGUAAAUGACCAAGUAUUGUGAUAAAACAUUAUGCGUCCCUGGAUCCUCUCACUCUCCGGUCUCUUGAUCGCAUUCUUAAGAAAUGGUUUUAUACAGAUUUUGAAAAGAGAAUCAGUCAUAUCAGGCAUAGAAUAGUCUGAUUUUAAUUGCAUACUGUGAACCUUUUUGUGUAUGGGGACUGCAAGCACUUAUUGUUUAAUUUCCUUGUGUUUUGAAUUUGACUGACUCAGCUGCUAUUAUAUUUAAUGAAUGUUACAUUUUUCUUAUUUGUCAUGCUUUCCUUUGUUGUGGGGUCAAACUAGUGUAAGUUGGAGUGGACAUUUGGGUAGUUUUAGUUAUACAAAUGUUUGUGAGAUUUAAGCUGAAUUUUAAUUCAUUUGUAGUGUAUUGUGGUAUACUACAGUGCCUUCAGAAAGUAUUCAUACCGCUUGACUUAUUCCACAAUUUGUUGUUGCAGUCUGAAUUCAAAAUUGAUUCAAUAAAUGUAUUCUCUCACCAAUCUACAUACAAUACCUCAUAAUGACAAAGUGAAAACCAUGUUUUUAGCAAAUGUAUAAAGAAAUGUAAUACAUAAGUAUUCACACCCCUGUCAAUACAUGUUAGAAUCACCUUUGGCA